Molecule: messenger RNA, 957 nt
Organism: Tinamus guttatus (white-throated tinamou)
Lineage: Eukaryota; Metazoa; Chordata; Aves; Tinamiformes; Tinamidae
Source: RefSeq, a predicted model, not a curated record
AUGACGAAAAUUUUCCUCUCUGGUAGGGGUCCUCGGGAAGCACUGCACGUCCACCACCGCCGAGGAGACCCGGUGCCCCUGCGCCUCCCUCCACCGCAACCCAACACGAAAGCUCCAACUCCGCGCUGCAUCCUGCCAAGCCAGCUCAACCCAACUGCUAAGAGAGGUUCACAGAAGCCUAAGCAGGAAGAAACAAAGAAGAGGUGGCGUCCGAGGCCGCCCCUGCUGAGCAAGCCGGUGGACGACGUGUACUUGACGUGGUACUAUGAGCGGCCUUCCUACGACGUGGAUGUGGCUGUGGGAAUGCUGAAGAAAUUCCAGGAGCUGGACUUCACCUACCCCAAGCAGUAUGUGUAUGUUAAUGUAACUCUGGAUAUGUCAUUACAGAAGAAGAAAAAAGUGGAACAAUUUGCAAGCAUCGUUCAGCUUCCAUAUCGUUUUACAGAUGAAAUGAAUAAGGUUUUGGUUUUCACAGAGAACAAGGAAGAAGCUGAAAUAGCUCAACAGAAUGGUGCUGCCCUUGUGGGAGGAGUUGAAUUAAUCAAAUGGAUUUUGGAAGAUGAAAUAAAAAUGGACUUUUAUGUAGCUGUUCCUGAAAUAAUGCCUAAAUUAAUACCAUUGAAGGGCAAAUUAAGAAGAAAAUAUCCAAGUGCAAGAAGAAAUUCCAUGGGCCAAGAUAUUCCUAAAAUGCUGCAAUUCUUUAAAGAAGGCCUUGAGUAUGCAGUGCAAGAUGAGCAUCUAAUCAAAACAAGAAUAGCAAGACUGGAUAUGCCUACUGAGCAGGUAGUAGCCAAUCUUAAAGCAGUUAUCCAGGACAUCUACACGUUCAAGCCACCAAGCACUGGUGCUUUUGUGCAGAAGUUGGUUAUUCGAUCUUCAACCAGCGAGGGUUUGCUACUGAACCUGGAUGGACUUCUGCCUCAGGUGGAGGAAGAAGAAAAGGAGGAAGAAGAAAAA